Electrophorus electricus (electric eel) is the source of this 2467-nucleotide messenger RNA. Lineage: Eukaryota; Metazoa; Chordata; Actinopteri; Gymnotiformes; Gymnotidae. The record is from RefSeq and is a predicted model, not a curated record.
GUAAAACGAAGUAAAUCAGAAAACACUUGUUAUAGCCGUAUAGAAGCACGGGCGUGGCUUAUGCUAUGACAUUUUGUCUGUAUAGCAUGAAAAAGACAUGACGUUGGAUUAUAAAAUAGGCCAGUACUUUUACCACUUGUUGUAAGUAGGUUAACCUGAUCCUAUUGUUGCUUUAUUAUGUCCUUCUUCAAGGUCUGAAAGCUAAAACUGGCUGUUCACGAAUGGCUACUUGAAGGAAUGACGGAGACCUUGCAGAAUUUGCCAGCAUGAAAUGACAAAUCCUAGAAGACUUUACUCAGCUGUGGGAAAUAACGGUUUGCACGUUGACUGCGGCACUCAUCACGUCCACAGACUGCAUGCCUCGAAGAUUGUUGCAGUUCCGAAAGGCACGGUUUUUGCCGCAUGACAUCACUGACUGAGCAGGGAGUUUGCGUUGCUGGAGGAGAAAAGACGAAAGCAGCAGCAGACAGCAAGGCGUGUUGUGCUCUUUGUAAGCUGAUAGAGCCAUCAGCGACGCGCGCUCGUGGUACAUUUAAAAGUCCUCUUUGCAAGCUGGAUUUUGAGGAAGAGUAUAGCAGCCUAUAAGUUAUUAGAUUUGCCCUCGCGUUUUCACAUAGGAGUCUGAAACUGCCUUGUUGCUAUGCAACAUAACUGGAACUGUGCAAAACUCAGAAGACACGAACAAAUGAAUCAAUGACAAUAUUAAGAUCCUGUUGUCAGAGUUCCCAGGUGGAAUGAGGGCAGCUGGCUUUCUCGUACUGGCCAACUUUCCAGAUGUUUCCAAACUUUGAGGUUUGUGGCUGAAACCUCGACCAGACACCGUGUGGCGGAAUAGAUCCAUGCAUGUCCACUGAAGUGGCUUCCCCAUACUGUUUUGGCAAGGACCAUGGUGAUGGUGUAAACUUCAUGGUGUAAAUCCGAGCAGUCUUAAUAUGCCCAUGCAGCAGAUUUCUGUGGUACCUGCCAUGAAGGAGAACACAAGCAAUGGCUGGGGUUCUAGCAGAACUAGAGAUAAAAGUAAAGAGAAUGAGAUUGAGAAAGCACCUGGUCGAUCAGGGAGUCGCUCAAGCAACAUUUCAAAGGCGAGUAGCUCCACCAAGGGCUCACUAAAUGAUGCCUGUCGAACAUCGGUCACUCUCUCUAAUCAGGACAUCUGCAGGAUCUGCCACAGCGAGGGCGAUGAGGAGUGUGCUCUCAUCACUCCGUGCAAGUGUACAGGGAGCCUGCGCUUCGUGCACCAGAGCUGCUUGAACCAGUGGAUCAAGAGCUCAGACACACACUGCUGUGAGCUCUGCAAAUAUGAGUUCCUCAUGGAGGCACACCUUAAACCCCUGCGCAGGUGGGAGAAACUGCAGAUGUCUUCUAGUGAGCGGAGAAAGAUCUUCUGCUCAGUGACCUUUCACUUGGUGCCUGUGGCAUGUGUCAUUUGGUCCCUCUACAUCCUCAUUAACCGCACUGCAGAGGAGAUUCGGCAAGGAAAGAACAAUGGGAUUCUGGAGUGGCCAUUCUGGACCAAGCUAACCGUGGUAGUCCUCAGCUUCGCCGGAGGCCUCAUCUUCAUAACUGCCCCGACAACGUCUGCCAUGUGGGAGACACGGUCCUGCCAGCUCCAGGCGCAUAUGGCAUACCAGAGCAGUCAGUCUUCCCUGCUCCCCAGACCCAAACAGGUGCUUCCUGCCCUGCCCCUCCAGGAUGUGCGGAGAUAGCACCUGUUUAACGGAGAACUGUGUGGAAACGAUGGUGGGCUAUUUUUGACACUCAGAACUGACGGGACUAAAAUAAAGGCAGCUGCAUCCCAGUUGUGGUUGUUCACUACUUAGUGUGCACUUUUUUUGUUAGGUGUACUGCCGCAGUGGUAGAACGGUAGUGUUUAACCUGGGGCAGAGUGCAAAAAAGGCACAGGGAAUAUGGAAAGCACUUAUAAAUUCCCCUAUGCCUGUCAUGAGAAGAGUUUGUAGGGGUGCAGUCCCCUGGUAGAACACUGCUGCUGCAUAAAGGCAUUCCAAUGGCAAUUCGGAAUCAGAAAAGAAAGUAUUUUUUAGCUCGGCCAACUUUCACACUUGUCCUGUGACAGCUCAUAAAAUAAUAGGCACAAUUGAAGACACGGCUCAUGUCCCUUUACUAGCAGACUGUUAAAUUCAAGUCUUAAAAUGAGAUAAAAAUCUGCAAACAAAUCUGCAAAAACCUUUAAAAUAUGUCUGCUUCAAAGAGUCUCCUGGUGAACUGGUUGUCUUAAGAUGUCUAAAAUCUUUGCUGUUUUUUUAAUUGUUUUUACAUGUUUCCAAAAUUCUAGAAGUACUGAAAGACCAUUAGUUUUAUUCAUGGCCUCUUACUCCAAUUUCCAUUUCAAUUCCCAACCAUGACCUCAAUCUCCUUUAUACACUAUGACAGGAUUUAGCAAAACGGACUCAACUAUCAUAUAUCCCUUUGGCUAGUGGCUGGGACAGUAGUUGUACCCCAGGAACAU